Molecule: messenger RNA, 8241 nt
Organism: Schistocerca gregaria
Lineage: Eukaryota; Metazoa; Arthropoda; Insecta; Orthoptera; Acrididae
Product: coiled-coil domain-containing protein 186-like
Exons: 14
Coding region: 360-3095 (911 amino acids)
Biological process (GO): vesicle cytoskeletal trafficking
Cellular component (GO): trans-Golgi network
Molecular function (GO): small GTPase binding
Source: RefSeq, a predicted model, not a curated record
UCGACUAAGUACCGUAGACGUCAUCAGGGUGGCAGUCAAUGAACUGCAUCUCUGGCUGUCAAAACUUAGUAUGUAGGUUAUGUUUACGUUACAGUUUAGGACAAAAAAAUGAAAGUUUCUUCUCUCACAAGAGGUACAUGUAGUGUCUUAAUGUGGCAAACUACUGUGCCCAUCGUUGGUCGGAGGUUAUUAUAUAAUGCGUAAUGGUAGCAUAUUGACAUCACAAUAGGGCAGCAGAAAGACAAGUAAUUAGCGUUUGCCGAAGUGCUUAAUGGAUUUAAAAUAUUUCUAGUAAUGUUAUCCUACGAGUGUACAGGAUGUAAGCUGCCUACAAUAUUAGUUUUUAGCUGAAAUGAAACAUGUCUCACUGUCGUGAAGAAAAUAAUGAAUACAAUGAAAUCAUGACAUUACAUGCUAAUUCAGAGAAUUGUAAACAACAGUCAAACAUUUCAGGUAAUUCGUCACCAGAAAUGGUUGCAUUAAAUUGGAGUAAUAACUCUCAGCAUGAUCAAAGUGAAACGGAUAACCCGAACAGUACUUCUAACUCUUCACCAGAAUUCAUCACAUUGGCGCCGUUUGAAGACCAAAAGAAUGAAGAGCUAAAAGCUGACCUAUCCGUAAAUCCAUCAGCAAACAUUACUCCGCUGAAUUCGAAUAAUAAGUGUUAUGUUAGUGAUGCCGACUCAGAAAAAUUAGAAAGGUUAAGUCCAUCACCCGAAAGCAGACACUUUUUUAGUACUAAUGUUAAUGCUGAAAAUAAUGAAAUGUCGCAGGAGAGUGACUCCGUUGCGUCUCCACACAUUGUUUAUGACAACAAUAAUGUGUGUAUUCAACAAGAAAGUGAACAGUUUUCAAAUGACGUAGUGAGUGCGAAAGUUCUUGUAGGAAAAUGUUUUACUGGUGCUAAUGGAGUGAAUUGUGAUAGUUCUGAAGGAGAUGUGGCCCAUUCUAAUGUAGUAACACAUCUAAGUGAAACUAUAACAAAUUUAAAAGCGGAAAUAUCAAGAUUAGAAAGUGAGAACCAGCGAUUACAAGCAGACAGAUCCCAUGAGAUAUAUGUUGUUCAGUUGGAGGCACUCGAAAAGUCUAUAUUGCAGUACAAAACUGAUCUACAACGAGCAGAACAAACAUCAAAACAACAGGCAGUGCAGGCAGAGGCCGCAGCAAAACAGCAGUCUUCCGUUAUACGUGAUCUCCAAGAAAAAUUAGACAAAAUGACAAAAAUGUGGGAGGCAUCUAAACGUGAAACAGAGGCAGCUGUAGUACGAUACGCGGUUAGUGAAAAAGAGCUAAUGGAACAACGCAAAGAACGAGAGGCAGCUGACCGUCGAUUGAAGGACGCAGUCAAGGAGCGAGAAGCACUUUCAGCGAAGCUUCGUACAGCUGCUGCUGAGAAAACACGUGUUUGUCAGAUGUUAGAUACUAAGUGCCAUGAGUUAACCAGCAUGCAGAAAGAAACUGAGAGACUUAAAGAUGAUCUGAACAAUCGAGACAUUAAAAUAAAAUGGUUACAGAAUAAACUCAGAUCAGAAACAGAGACACACAAGGAAACUCAGGCAAAGGUUGAUAAAUUGAUGAGGAGUCUCGCUGAAGCAAAGGAAGAAUGCGAACAAGUUCGCAAGGAUUGUCAAGAAAUGAUAAGAGCAUAUCAACAAUCUGAAGAAAACAGAGCUGUUGUAUUAGAUCAACAGUUGAAAGAAGAACAAGCUAAGCUAAUUCUAGAACGCUAUGAAAGAGAAGAUAAGGAGGAAGUAUCGAAGCAUUUACAGCAAGAACUGGAGGCUCUGAAAGCUAAGCAUGAAACAAUGAUUGCUGAAAAUAAUACACUUUCAAUAAAGGUUCAAAACCUGGAAAAGGAGAGGUUCGAACGAGAGCAGACACUUUCCCGACUGCGGCAAGCUGCUGACAGCCAGCAGCAAGAUGUGGCAGAUUUACGUGCACAGGUAGCUGAGAUGAGUGCUCUGCGGAUGCAGCUAAAUCAUGAGCAGGAGAGGCUAUCUGCAAGCCAGGAGGAAGUGGAGAGGCUACGGCAGACAAACCAAGAGCUCCAGCAGGACACCACGGCAUGCCGCGAGCGGGAGGCAGAGCUGCUCGAUUUCACUCAGCGUCUCACUGACAAGAAUGUACGUCUUCAGUCAGAGUUUUCAGCCACAGAAGCUAAGGCUCGGGAGCUGGAGCUAGAAGCAGCUCGUUUAGUGCGUCAGAAUUCGGAAUUACAGCAGCGCCUCUCAGCAUCCGCAGGAGAACUGGAAUCUGAGAGAUCCGCACGACAGAAUGAAGCAGAGCUACUGGCGAGAGCCUUGGCGGAGCGCACUGCAUAUACUCAAAAGCUGGAACAACAGUGCAAUGAUCUCCGAGGGGAGCAGGAGAUCGCCGCACGGAAACAUGCAGCUGCCAUUAAGGAGUUGAAUCGUGAGCUCCAGCAUUUACGGAGGAAGUAUGAGCGCUGUGAAUCGCCAGGUCUCCUAGGGUCGCAUUCUCGUACCAGCUCAUGCUCAUCACUCCCAGGUUCAGGAUGUGAGAUUAAUGCAAAUGGCCAAGCGACAGCAAGUACAGCCAUACAGGUAACUCCACCUGCUGCAGAUGAGUCAUCUGCUGUCUGUGUGGCAGUGCGCGGUCCCAGUAAUGCCCCAACUGAACCUGACAGGCAAGCACUUGUGGAACGCAUUGUGCGCCUUCAACGUAGUGUUGCCCGAAAAACUGAAAAACUGGAGUUUCUAGAGGAGCAUACGAAGCAGUUGGUGGAAGAAUUGCAACGCAAGUCACGUCUUGUGCAGAACUAUGUUCUUCGGGAGCAGACAGGAGCACUUGCACCAGAGGCCUCUGACAACAAUAAGCCUACAUUAGUUGGACUGGACAGUAGGAGGAAGAAGAUGGAGAUCGCUAAGCAUGGUGGUAUCAUGGCCUCAUUGUAUAGUUCAAAGCCAGCUGACAGUCACAUGACACUUGAGCUGUCAUUGGAAAUCAAUCGAAAACUGCAGGCAGUGUUAGAGGACACACUUCUAAAAAAUAUCACUCUGAAGGAAAACAUAGACACACUUGGAAGAGAAAUUGCACGAUUAACAUCUCAGAAGAAUGCUGUUUCUACCUCAUAGGUGACAUGAAAAGCAGAGAAAUCAACUGGUACCUAAAGUACAGUGUUGCUAUGAAAACAAAAGCUUUUAGAAAAUGUACAUAAUUUUCCAAUCUAUCAUUUCUCACCAUACGGUAUCUCACAGAUGUGCAGUCCAGUGCAGUCAGUCUCUGGUCAAAAGUCAAUUCUAAAUGUAAUUUGCUGUUCUUGGGGCAGUCUUUGUAAUCAAAAUUAGUUCAGAUUAAAUAUUUGUAGUGGACACUUCAAAGAUCUACACAUAAGUGUAUUGCUUGCUGAAGAAUUGUGAUGUAAAAUUCAUUUUAAGUCAUGUUGUUAGCAGUAUUGCUAUAUACCUACUAAGCAAGAUUUGUUCAUUAUAUAUUAUUUAAUGGCUGCUUUUAAAAGUAUAUGUGUGUUAGCUGCAAGUGUUGAAUGUGUGAACAUGUAUCCAAAGUUGUGAUACACAGAAAAUGAUGGAAGUUAGAAUAAUUUCCCUAGAAAAGGUGCUAAGAUACUGCAUUGAAUGCAGUUAAAUAUAUGUACAAGUACUCUGUUGUGAUGCUGACUGAUUAUUAGUAAUUGGUUGUGGGGUACAGCUGCAGAAAAUGAGAUUUGUACCUCAAAUUACUGCUUUUUAUAUUGUAUUAUUGCAUUUUAUUUUAGGAGAAUUUAUUUAUUGUGUAUGAAAAAAUAGUAAUAGUGACACAUAUGGAACAGGUUUUACUUAUGUGACUACUUAGAUCAACACUUUACAUUCUCAGUUGUAAGUAAUUUUGUGUUCUGUGUUUGUGAUAGAAUGAUUUACUGGCAUACAUAAAAAAAACCAUGAAUAGUCUUGUAUGUGGUACUCUCAUAUACAAUAGUCUCAUAAUUACAAUCAGCUUGUAGAUUCAGCUCUCAGUUUCAAAUGCCAGUUUCAAGUGUUUAAAAUACAAGAAUGUCUUUUUGCACAGCCAUUAUUUUAGUAACUUCAAAGAGGAUACCAAGGACUGAGACGAGAUAUUUGGUUCAUGGGGAAUGAGAAAUCACUUUUGAGAUUUCACUAUUAAUGGAUCUGCAUACACUUGUUACUUACUAAUAUCCAUCACAUUAUUUUGCUUUCUUCACACUGACACUGCCUAUUUAGCAGAGCAGGAUGCAAGUACAUUUUGAAAGGGCAGCAGCUACCUACCCAUGCCCCUUGUUAGGUCAAAUGUCUUCCUGUCCUCUACCAUGAAUCUUCUUUUUUCUUGCUACCUACUUGAUUAAGCCACUGAAGCCAGAAGUAAUCAUUCCAUUAAAAUGAUUUUAUAAGGUAAAGAAAUCACUGUCAUCAUUUUUUUACUGACCCUCAACCACCCAUCCAGAAUAAAAAGAAACACACUGCCUUUCAAGGAAGCUUCAGUUCUGAUUGCAGUACUAGUUUAAGUUCAGUUUACUACAGAAAGUCAGAUAUAUUGUGGCUGGUCAUGACAUUUCAUUCCCUGACAGGGAAAUCAACUUUUCUUAGACCUUUGCCUAUAAACUCCACAAAAAUAUUAUCUUGAUAUUCAUUUGUAAAAAUCAGUUGUAAAAUAAAUGCUUAGUUCUCCAUAACAGGUCUCAUGGUAGAGAUGUGAUACAGUGUUUAUUGAAGGGAAACUAGUACUGAAGAUACUUUAACUUAAUUUGUAAAGGAACCACUAAAGUAAGUUUAUUUUUGCAUUUAAAUACAUUGCAAAAUCUUUUGCAGAAACAACCACCAAUAAAAGUUCUUCAUGCAUAACCACAAGAUAAAUAUUAUUAAUUAAAUCUAUAAUUUUAAUAUGAUUUUACCACCAAAUCAUUUAAAAAACCUUUUAUAACAUAUUAGGUGUAAAUUAAACCUUUAAAAUCUUAAAUCCUGGGCUUGAGCAUUUAUUUAAAAAGGGGGUAUUAUAAAUAAAUUUAAAUGGUGUAUUUACCGGAUGGUACAAAAUUGAGAGCAGCAGACCUGGGAUAACUUCUAGUAAAAGGAAGAAGAAAAGGUAGGAAUUACCUGUAUGAAAAGUAUCCAGGGCUCCACAUUAUGAGACAAAAAACAGACAGGGUAAAGAUAUUAAUUUAUUGAUGAUUUUAUAUAUGAAGAGUGAGGUAGGUAAUAAAUAUUGCUUUUAACAAACCUGAUUACUUUCUUUGAAUGAAUUUUGAAGUGUGUUGUAGAUUGCAUCUUCAGUGAAAAACAAAGAAGUAAACAUUGUAAUAAAAUGUAAAGAAAAGUGAUUAAUAAUCCUUUUUAUAAGAUUCUCAAAAGAAUGGGAACCACUAAGGCAAGAAAAAACAAAUCUCAAAUACAGAAAUACUGAUUACACCUGUGUUGCAUAUGUUUAUUGUCAAAAGGUAACUUGCUAUUUAUUAUCUCUCAUUUAAUAUUUUGUUUCCAGUUUGUCAAAAUUACUGUUGAAAGACAGUUGUCUGUCAGUUUCAUUGAUGUUAAAUUCUGAAGUAAAAUUUUGAACAGUCCAGAUCUCAUCUAAAAAUAGCCUGUUGCUGAAGUUAUAUUUCUGUUGUAUAACUGUCACAGUACUUAAAAUACAGUUUUACUUAAGAGGUCAGCAAGUGGAACGAAAUGACCAUCGUCUAUGAUACAGUUUUUUAUGUUGGUUUACUCAGUUUAUUUAUUUAAUGUGUGUUUUAUACCUAUGUUAUGACCUGGUGCAUUAUUCACAGCAAAACUGUUAAAUAUCUUACAGUGAAUAAAAAUGUGGCCAUUUGAUAGAUUGAUUCACUGAUGUAUAGAAGUCAACCAAAUUCAAAUAAAAACCAAUGUGACCUCAUAACAUAAAAUUUGGUCAUGCUUAUGUAAACUAUUUCUUUGUGGUCAGCUGACAUGUAUAUUAAGAUUACAGCAUCUGAAUGUGUUGUUUGACGUCUAAUGUGAAUUAAGUUUGUAUGAAUUUUAAUAAUAGUAUUUUCUUAUUGUUGUGUUUGAUAUAUAAGCACUAGUGCUCUAAAGUCUACAACAGAAAGGAAUACUGAUUGGUCAUCAGAUAACUUUUAAAACAAAAUGUUUUGACUUCAAGAAUCAGUGUGCUAAUAUGAGUUGUAUAAUCCUGAGGUAGAGGAGAACUGAAACAUUGGAGAAAUAAUGGCAGACUGAUAUUUGUACUGAAUACAUUUUAAGGAAGGAAAUGUAGUGGAUAGUGAGUCAUUGGAGAAAGCUACAGACCUAGAGCAUAAAAGCUUUGCUUUCAAAACAGUGAUCUUGUCUUUAUAUUAACUUGAAAGAAGAGAGUUGCAAAUAUAAUGCAUUUGUUGUUUGUUUCAAUAAAUCAUAUUUAUAUAAUUAGUGUAAGAGAUAAAUAACAACUGUUGACAUGUUAUUACUAAACAGAGUUAAAUUUGGACACAGUUGGUGCAAGAACUGAACAUCACUCACUGUGAUCUCCUAAUUCAAACAGAUAAUGAUAACAAGAUAGGCAAGAAUGACAACUUGGUAUUAACACUAAGAAUUGACAAGUAAAAGAAGGCAGAGUGAGAAUAGAAAAGAACAUUCUUCUGAUACCCUAAAAUAAAGGUGACAUAUAAAGAAGAUAAUAUCAAGCGAAGGGGGAGUGGAAAUAAAAUCUCUCCAGAGAUGAACAAGAAGAUGAAAUAAAAUAAUUGAAAUGUACGGAUUUGUUAUGCAACAUGUUGAAUAAAAAUAUUUGAAAUAUGUCUGACUACCUCUGUAUCAUCUAGACUGCUAUAUAGAGGAAAUUAAUUUGCAUCUUGCAAAUAAUUUUUCAUUAUCACUAUACAGCUUAUGAAUCUCUUUUGUGGCUUAGAUAAUAAUGCCUUAUGCUUUUGCUGUCAUUCUGUAAGAUGAGAAGCAGGGAAUGAUCACAGACAAUGAAAAGUAAAAUACAGUAAUAUAAUGCAGCAAGUAUCCAUUUGAAGUCAUCAUUAUCAUUCAUGGCUUAAGGCAUUUCGUAUCAAAAUUGAUAAUGAUUGCCACAUUAAAUAACUGCAAGUAUAGUUCUGUUCACCAAUUUUAAUAAAGUAGACAUUGACUUGUGUAAUAUAAAACUUUAUUGAAACUUUGUGACCAACUGAGAAAAAGGGAGCCUUUCUUUUCUUGUAGCAAACUCACAGUCAUUUGAGUUAACAUUUAGUCAAAAAGCAGUUUAAAGUGCUCCAAUUGUAAUAAUACCAGAGCAAACCACGUUUUUAUCUCAGUUUCUCUCUUGUCAGUACUGCCAUUGUGGCUGGGUACUGUAUUUGCCUUGUUGGGUAAUAUUGUUGUAUUUGAAGUUAAAGAUAAUUCGGUGUGUGUUGAAUGAAGACAUUAUAUUGUGAGAUGCAUAAUGUAUUAAUGCAGUGAAGUGCUUCCAAACUGAGUUUAAUAUUGUUUGUUGCAAAUAGGGGGCAUAGUUUAGAAAUGAGAUGUGAGUUGUUGUUAGUGAAAGUUGCAGUAAAUAUCUCUCUAAUAUAUCAGUAUUAACAUUUGAAAUCAUAAGUUUGAUGUAUAAUUGUUGUAUACACACUUUGUAAAUUGAUCUCUAAAAUAUCUUCAUGAAAAAGUUUCAGAUAUGUCAGUUUCCAGAAAACUAUAAAAUAUAUAAUGUUCUAACGAGCUUUCUUGGAGACAAAUUGUAAACUUGCUCUAUUUUCACUUUCUAGCCAUGAUGAAAACAGUUAGCAGAAGGAAGUUGUAACAGUGAUUCAGAGUUGGGAAAGACUUAUCAGAAGUGCUUUUUUUUUAAAAUAGUGAAGAAAAUGACACAGUUUUUAUGCAGUUUCAUAUUACAGCUUCCUCCUUUGUUGUGUCUAUAUCAUAGACACUCUUCUUUUACUUGUCAGUUUACUCUCUCUUUGAAGUUUCAAUGUGUUUCUUCUCACUUAAAACUGAACAGGGCUAAUAGCCAGAAAAAAUAAAAGGGAUAUUUGGUUGUGUUCUGUUGUAUCUGUAUCUCUAGUCCUAUAAUAAGGCCAGUGACAUUGGUAUGAGUACACUUUAAUCUUGGUACAAAAUAUAUAUAGGGUUUGUUUGUUUUAAGACCACCUCCUCUUUUCUAUAUACUAAUAGAUUAGGAGGUUCCUAGUACUAGACCACAGUGCCACAUGUUUUAUAGCAACUUUCUCAACAAUAAAUUAUGUUAUUAUUGUGAUAUCAUGAUCUAUUUUGAAAUGUAUAGCAUGUGUAUCAAAACUACAUAAAUAUUUGAAAACUAUUAAAAUAUUUUGGCAUA